AGAAAUGUUUUUGUAUUGUUUGUUAAAUGUAGCUUUGCAAUGAUAUUAUUGAAUAUUAAACAUAUAAAUAAUUAAUGAAUAUUUUAAAUAUGGACGCCGGGAUUAUGGUUGAAACUUUGCCGAUACUCGGUACAUGUAGUUUGUGCUUAAAUGAAGGUGUCGUCAAGAGUAUGCUUAUUAAACAAAAUAAUGAAAAUAAAAGGGAUUCCUACACGGAUAUGCUGUUCAAAUGUUUUUCUAUAGAUAUGACAGAACUAGACCUUGAUGAUACGAAACGGCUAAUAUGUGAUGCCUGCAUCAAACAGCUUGAAUUAUGUCUGAAGUUCAAGGACCAAGUCGAGAGAUCAUUAAAGACAUUGGAAGCUAAUAUUAGAUUAAAAAAAGCCAGUAAAGAGGAAGAGUGUGUUAAAGUUGAACUUCCAACAAGUAAAGAUGAUAUUUUCCAAGUGGCUUUGAAAAACGUGAACGACGAUUUGGCAACUGUGAUCGGAUGGUCGAAGGAUACCUUCGAAGGCGAUGAUACUGACGAUGAAAGAAUACUCUUUCCCAGUGUUAAGCAAGAGGACGAUAGCGACUUCGAUGAUGACACAGAGUAUUAUCCAGCAAGUUUAAGCGAUCUGAUGAUAAAGAAAGAACUGGACGAGUACAGACCGCGACGGACGAGAAAAAGAACUCUACCAACGAGCAAGAAAAAAGUCUCAUACUCCGUCAAGAAGCAAGCGGAUUUAAAGGAAACGGAGAAAAUGUUAGAGGCUGGACUUUUCCCGUUCAAAAUGGGGAAAAACCAAACGUACUCGUGCGCAAUAUGUCCAGAAAAAUCAACAGUCCUCGAUGAUAUCAAAGUCCAUAUUAUGCAACACAACAUAACAAAUAUCCACGUCGCAUUUAAGAAGAUGAUAUCGUCGACAUUACAGAAAUUCUACAAAUCUUCCGGUAAAUUUAGAUGCAAGAUAUGUAGGAGCGAAAUAAACGAUUACGAAGCUCUGAAACAACACAUAAAUGCCUGCGUUUCCGUCAAAUCUGGUACCGGAUGGAACAAUUUGCCAUUCAAACUCGAAAAGGACCAAUUGGAUUGUCCGAUUUGUCAGAAAACAUUUUUAAAUUUCGUCAGUUUAAACACGCAUAUGAAUGUUCACUACCCUAACCACAUUUGCGACAGCUGCGGCAAAGCUUUCGCUUCAAAAGCUCGUUUGCGAGGUCACAUGAGAACACACGAAAUAGGCGAUUUUCCGUGCAGAUAUUGCGAUGCGGUUUUCGAUAGAGUAACUAAAAGAGAGAACCACGUGUCAAAAGAACACAAGUCAGGUAUACGGUACGCGUGCAAGAGAUGCAACAUAUCUCUGUCCUCGUUUUACGCGAGACAAAAACAUCUAGCGGAAGUUCACAAUGAGGAAUUGAAGAGAUACAAAUGUAAGGCCUGUACCCAAAGCUAUAUAACUCCAGGACACUUGUCCAGUCACGUUAGGAGAGACCAUCUGAACGAGAGGAACCACAAAUGUUCGAAAUGCGAUCUCGCGUUCUAUACAAGGAAUUCUCUAAAAAUGCACAUGAUUAAACACGAUGGGGAGCGAAUUCAUUCGUGUAAUAUAUGCCAUAAGUCCUAUCAGAGGAAAAAAACGCUGAGGGAACACAUGCGUAUACAUAACAAUGAUAAGAGAUUCAUCUGUCCGGUGUGCGGGAGGGCAUUCACGCAAAAGUGCACCCUGAAGGGUCACUUGAAAGUCCACGAAAGGAAACCGGAUGUCGAUGAACGAGUACCGCAGCCCUUACAUUCGAUAUAAACGGAAGGUAUAUCGUAGAAAUAUUUGUUAUUCUUAUUAAUUGUUAAAAGUAAUUUUUUUCUUUUAACUCUUUAUGGUAUAUGAUUAUGGAUAUAAGAUUUUUUUUGAAGUUAAACUUCUUUGCCUGUUAAUGUAUCACUGCUGAGCUAAGGCCUCGUCUCCUUUUUUGAGGAGAAGGUUUGGAGCUUAUUCCACCACGCUGUUCCAAUGCGGGUUUGUAGAAUACACAUGUGGCAGAAUUUGAUUGAAAUUAGACGCAUGCAGGUUUCCUCACGAUGUUUUUCUUCACCAUAAAGCACGAGAUGAAUUAUAAUCGCAAAUUAAGCACAUGAAAAUUCAGUGGUGCUUGCCCGGGUUUGAACCAACGAUCAUCGGUUAAGAUUUACGCGUUCUAAACACUAGGCCAUCUCGGCUUUUUUUACUUUAAACUUGAUUGUUUAGAGGGAAAUUUCAAGGUCGAGCUUUUGUGCGACGUUUCCAAAGCAACGACCUCGUGAAACGUUGUUCACGCAAAAAUGGUAUCAAUGAUUAGGAAAAAAAAUGACAGCUUUAUAUAAUUUAUUAAAAAUGUCUUCUUUAUUAGUUAUAGUUUAGUUUUUUUUAUGUAUAUAGAUUAUAUAGAUAUUUUUUUUCAUAUAUCUAGACAAUGUCUAAUUAAAUAGUUUUAUUUGUAAAAGUUGUUAGUUAAAUUUUCUAAGCACAGUUUACAUCUGUGUUACAGUGUAUGGUUGAACUGGUAAGACCCUGCGUGUAGGUACCACCAGAUGUGACGUGCAAACCCAUAUACUAGGCAUAUGAUGAGUUUAUAAUACACGAUUGUCUUGUUGGUCUACUGACUAGCUUAUAAGGCCGCAGGUCCCGAGACCGAACACUCUGGUGCCUAGAUAUAACCGGGUCUGGACAUACAAUAUUUUUCUCUAGUGUAUUUAUUUAUCAACCCAGAACAAAACAAUACCAAGUGUUGCUGUUUGGUGGUAGAAUUAAUUAUGAGUGGGUUAUAUCAACCUAGACGUUUACAAAUCCUAACCACUAGAAACGUUCAAUACGACGAAAUUAAUAAAAAAAAUUUUUUACUAUCUUCAACAUUAGUUGCCCGUUCAACUUGUGUGAGUCCUGCUUAUAAUUUAAAUUAUUUGUAUCUAUGGAAUGUACAGUUUACGGAGAAGCAUAUCAUAUGGGUCUUUAACCGAAAUGUAUGAAAUUGGGGUUCCAUAAAUUGCCAAAAUGGCGCUUCUGUAGCUAAGAAAUAAAUUACCUGAAAUUACAUUUGCCGAUAAAAGUGUGCUACUUGAGAAAAAUAAAAUUGUUAACAACAAUAGUUGUUAUUCGAAUAUUAAAGAAAAUUUUUGAGUUCAAAUGUCCCUCUGACUCCAGCAACGCUAUGUAAAUUUCAUAUAUUUCGAGGGACGAUUUUUAUACACGAAAGUACUUCUCCUUGCCUCGACACUACAAAUUUAAAAAAAAAAAUAUGUAACUGCCAAGUUAUUCACGUGACUAAACCUGUGAGCUUACAGUUUCAGUUAGCCCCUACCCCUAUCGAUCCCACACAAACAUUAACGCACUUACAAUAAUGACUUACGCUGACGUCAUCUGUUGCUCGAACCCCCCGUUUGCCCCUACUGUGUAUCGAGCGCUGAGAUAUUUAGAAAUCUAUUAUAUAAAUUAUUUUAUCACACACAGAGUAUAUAACUACGUUUUGUUUGUGAUCACAAAACUUUUUUUUAGGACAGAAUGUUUUUUUUUUUAAAUAUUUGUAAUAAUUAUUUUAAUACGCACAAUUUGUGAUAUUUAAUUUAAAGAAACUUUAGCAUUUUCACACAGUUACUAUACAUCAACGACAUUUAUAUAAAAGUCCAUUUAACGACAAUGUUAAACUACAUAAUAUUGUUUUGUUAUUAGAAAUAAGAAUGGAUGUUAUAAAUUGUAAAAUAUGUGCAAUAAAAGAAUAAUUGAUUUUACAAAUACAUUUUUUUUAUUUC
Messenger RNA from Nymphalis io (European peacock), 3760 nucleotides. RefSeq names its product gastrula zinc finger protein XlCGF57.1-like. Gene Ontology annotation, molecular function: DNA-binding transcription factor activity, RNA polymerase II-specific; zinc ion binding; RNA polymerase II transcription regulatory region sequence-specific DNA binding. Gene Ontology annotation, biological process: regulation of transcription by RNA polymerase II. The record is from RefSeq and is a predicted model, not a curated record. NCBI's taxonomy places the organism in Eukaryota, Metazoa, Arthropoda, Insecta, Lepidoptera, Nymphalidae. The coding region runs from base 75 to 1781 and encodes 568 amino acids. The transcript has 6 exons. Gene Ontology annotation, cellular component: nucleus.